Molecule: messenger RNA, 2931 nt
Organism: Oncorhynchus tshawytscha (Chinook salmon)
Lineage: Eukaryota; Metazoa; Chordata; Actinopteri; Salmoniformes; Salmonidae
Product: protein FAM107B-like
Exons: 4
Coding region: 1125-1622 (165 amino acids)
Source: RefSeq, a predicted model, not a curated record
ACAGACACGCACACCCACAGCACAGACACGCAUACACACAGUAUGCGUGAGCACACACACUAUUGCCUUCAUAUGAAAUACACAGGGGUUCUGUGUAGUUAUGAUGGCAAAACGUUUUGUUUUGUUCAAGUGCAAUGUCUGCACAUGUAUACCCCACAUGGUGUAAAAAACAAUAGUCUCAUCUCUCACAUCAUGGGAUCUAAGUAUCAUCUUUCUGUUUUUCUUUGUCGACUGUUCCUCUCUGAGGAUGUUCCUCUCAUGCAAAUACUUAGUACAUCUGGCCCUCAUCAAGAGAAAAACCCCAUUCAAAACGUGUGGGAGACAUGGUUGUUUAUCCGUCGCUUUGUUAUGUAACUGGCUCUUUGUUAUGGUCUUCACUGGGAUGUGAGGCAGCAGCGAGCUCUAGUGGUGAGAUAGAAACAUUACAUAUCUUCAGGGCACUUGUUUUUAAUGGGACAUACAGUAUUACAGCUCCAUGCUUGUGAUGUUAUUAUUGUUGUUGUACUUUCAACACACCGGCUUACACACAGAAUCAACUUUCAAUUUAUGAUGUUUAGAACUUAUAUAUAUUUUUUCUUUUAUUAUGAAUUAGGCUGCAGGCCUAUAUUGCAGAUGGGGUGUUUUUGGUCAUGUAGCCUACACUGCGUGAUGCUGAUGAUCCAUUCUGAGAAAUGCUUCUUAUGUCAUAGGCUAUGAAAUGUUACUAUUACCUAAGUAAUGCCCACAGUUCUAACAUCAGAGUACUUUUGGCCUAGGCUACUAAUUCAUAGAAACACAUACACAUUGGAAUGCGACCAAUUACACACCUAGCUCACCUUGGAACUCUGAGAAAGAGAACAGCUUGUUGUCGGUUAUUUGACGUUUCGAGAGAGAGAGAGAGAGAGAGAGAGAGAGAGAGAGAGAGAGAGAGAGUGUAGUGGGCUGCUAUUAGAUAAUAGUGCAUCUCAUCAAAGCUCAUUCCAACCAGAGGCUCCAUUCUCCCCUCAGUAGAAUAGCUGCAUGCACACAGACCAGCAGGAGCUCCUCUGUUUUCUCUUCUCCUGUCCAGAGGUCAUACCAGGCUAUUGAUAGUACAGUACCACUAUUAUUAUUAUUACUACUAUGAAUUCAAAUCAAUAGUCCAGAUGGCAACUAUGUGUAGAAUACCAGUUUUUCCUCACCUCCUGCAGGAUCGGUGUGUGGACACAGGUCUGUCUCUGUCUCUGGGCAGGAGUGUAAUGGCCGAGCCGGACUAUCUGGAGGGGGACUGUGAGGAGCUGAUCAAACCCAAGAAACUGUUGAACCCAGUCAAGGGCUCCAGAAACCACCAGGACCUCCAUCGAGAACUCAUGAUGAACCAAAAGAGGGGCCUAGCUCCCCAGAACAAACCAGAGCUCCAGAAGGUUCUGGAGAAGAGGAAGAGAGAGCAGGUCCUCAAGGCCCAGAGGGAGGAGCAGGAGGCCCACACCAAGAGGAGCGACCUGGAGAUAGAGCUCAUGAAGAGACAACAGAAACUAGAACAGCUUGAGUUGGACCAGCAGAAGGAUGAGGAGGAGCAGGAGAACACCCCUGAGUUUGUGAAGAUGAAGAGCAACCUGAGAAGGACCAAGCAGGAGGCCAAUGGGGAGGAACUUACCACUUAGGGAGCCACGGGUGGUGUGUUUGUGUGUGUGGAAAAAUAGAAAGCAACUGUGUACUGUACAUAGAGGAAUGUUUGUGCAUAUGUGAGUGUGUGUGCCUGUGUGCAGAUUCAAUGGCACAUGUUAUCUCAUAUGGACUUCCUGAUUUAUCUGACCCUGUUGAGAAAGACUUAAAGACUACAGACCAAUUUGUCUGCCCACUACAGACCAGCAGUACUACAUACCUCUUUGUCUGUCCACUACAGUACUCCCCUUACCACAGUACUCGCCUCACCUCAGCCAGAGAGGAGACUUAGCCACCUGUACUCACCUCAGCCUCUCCACUCAACACACGGACGGAGAGGAGACUUAACAUGAACGUGCUACACGUGAAGAACAGCCAGUCAAUCUUCUGGGGAGGUCUGAUGCAGGGACCAACAGAACCAACACAGAGUUUCCAUUCCCUCUGUCUCCUGUCCACCCUUCUCUCCAGCCACAGAAAGCUCUCCUUUAUGUUGUUGUUGUUUUCAUUAUCAGAACCCAGAAUGGAAAAGCAGACACUGGAUGGACUCUUGAAGCUGUGUUUUGUAAAAAUGCCAAAUUAAUGUACUGUUGUUAUUUAUGUUUAUGUUUUUAGUAUUUUAGCCCCAUGUAGGGAGAUAGACACCUCAGAUUAGUUUUACAGCUCAGUGUGUGGAGCGUGAACAGAGGGAUAUACUACAAAGCAGGAUCAAUGAGUCAGCCAGCUAACUUUGAUAAACAACCAGAAAUAACUUCGAUUUUCUGGUUAAUUAAGAAAUUCAAAUUUUAGAUAUGUGUUUUUGGUUGUUAAGUCAAUUAGAGCAUGCCAUUUCAAAAGUAUAAAAAAAGUAAGUUAUUUCAGAAUAUUUGGGCAAGUUAGCUGGCCAAGUCAUUGAUCCUACUUUGUAGUUUAUCCCUCAGGAGAGGACAAGUGUGUUUUUGUGUGAAAAAAACACCCAAAUAUUUUUUUUUUUCAACAUGCCACUUCUUCAGCUAAUGCUAUUUGAAGCAAUACUAGAACUCCCCAAAGUGUGCAAGUAGUCUUUUAUUUCUAUAAUUAUAAUAAAUAGAUUUUUUUAAAUGAAUAAAGGGGAUAAUAACUUAGUCUUAUUUUGGAUGUGAGGUCGGCAGAGAUGAUGUCUCAUACCAGGAAGUAAGUGCACAUGGGAGCCAACUAUUCCAAUAAUUGCAUUUGGUUCUAUGCUUCGUUUAUGUGCUUCUCUGAAUCUCUGGGUAAGAUUGUAAGACAAUCCUCUCCUCUGUCCCUCUGCAGAUUCAACAUCUUAUUUUAAAUAAAUAUCAUUUAACUGCU